This is a messenger RNA of Necator americanus (New World hookworm), 2934 nucleotides long. RefSeq lists its product as uncharacterized. The transcript has 21 exons. Gene Ontology annotation, molecular function: transmembrane receptor protein tyrosine kinase activity; Wnt-protein binding; ATP binding. Gene Ontology annotation, biological process: multicellular organism development; positive regulation of neuron projection development; protein phosphorylation. Bases 1 to 2934 code for a protein of 977 amino acids. The record is from RefSeq and is a predicted model, not a curated record. NCBI's taxonomy places the organism in Eukaryota, Metazoa, Nematoda, Chromadorea, Rhabditida, Ancylostomatidae. Gene Ontology annotation, cellular component: plasma membrane; signaling receptor complex.
AUGUGUUUAAAGGCAGCAUACCGCGAAUCUGAGGUGGUGUGGAUUUCAGAUGGAGUAUCCGUAUACGGUGUCGCAGGUUACGGAGACGGUAUCUUGCAUAAUGGCAACGUAAAACCGGGUAGUGGUGCGAUGGCUCCGAUGCCGGACGAUGACCUCCUCAUCGAGCCUGCCAGUGACGAGGAUGUCGUCUACGGUGACUACAAUUCCACGAUGGAUGGGGCAUCAUCCUCCGGUCCACGGCCCUAUAUUCGCCUCACUUCGCAGCUGAAAAAUGCUACACGACCUUCUGGAGGAGAGGUGCGAUUCAGAUGUGAAGCUAUUGGAACGCCACCGCUUUCUUUCACGUGGUUAAAAAACCAUGCACCUAUAGAGAAAUCACGGCGAGUAAAAGUACGGAAUCGUGAGAAUUCGUCUCGACUGGUGAUCACCGAGUUGGACGUGCUGGAUUCCGGCUACUAUCAAUGCAUUGCGUCAAAUUCCGCAGCUUCAGUCAACACUACCAGCGUUCUUCGAGUGAACAAUGUGCCUGACUCUGCCGUAAAGGCGCGAAAGGGAGGUAAACCACAUUCGUUGGACGAGUACGAAGAUUACGAACUGAUGGAUAGAGGACGUUUGCCGGACGAGGAAGAUGCGGAUCUAUUCCGCGUACCAGACAAUGCAGCAGGUCCUGGAUACAUGCCAUCUGGAUCGACAGAUAGAUGGUUAGAUGGCACGAAGUAUCGUGUUGGAGACUGUAUACCGUAUCGUGGGGAGGCAUGUAGACAGUUCCUUAGCGGUCGAAGUGUGAUGAUGACCAGUGAGAGUCGUGAGGACAUGUAUGAUAUAGAUCGUAACCUUCGAGCAGCCAUGAUGUUCAUCAACGGCGCACCGACGAUCUCACAACAGUGCAGACAGAUCUCGACAAAUGUCGCCUGCUUUCAUAUGUACAAAGUGUGCGAUCCAAGAUCCGAUGGGAAAAGAACGCUUUCCAUUUGCAAGAAAGAUUGUGAACAGAUAGAGAAUCGUCUCUGUCCUUCCGAAUUAGCGUUGGCUGCUCAACACGAACUUGUUGGUGACGGUCCAAAAGCUUUGUUCCCGAAGUGUUCAGCGCUUUCCUCGCCAUCGAACAAUUGCAUCGCCGUGCUGGAUUCACCAGCUGUUCUUAUGCCAGUUGAAACGGACAUUCCUCGCAAUCAUCUUACUCACUUCUGCUAUGUUGACAGCGGAAAACACUACGAAGGUAGCGCUUCUACCACGGUAACCGGGAAGACCUGCAUGAACUGGAAUGAUGCACCAUCGAGGGAUUACAACGUCAACAGAUAUCCAGAAUUGCGCUAUGGAAAGAAUUAUUGCCGAAAUCCUGGAGGCAAAAAGACGAAACCAUGGUGUUUCUCACAGCCGAUGGGACAGGAGGAAUACUGUGAUAUUCCACAAUGUUCAAGAGAUUUAUUUCCACACCUUGGGGAAGGAGUUGGUAACACAGAGAAUAAUAAUGCUGGAUUAGGCGAGUCGAUGACGUCGAUGUGGGAGAAUCUGGCUCCUCAUUGGCAGCUGGCCGUUGUCGGAGGCGGUGUUCUCACGCUGCUGCUGCUUCUGCUGUUGUUCUGCUGUGUUUGCUGUUGUAGAACCCGAAAAAAGUCCUCGAAAAGUCGAGCUGGAGCAACUGCGACUCAUUCUCUUUUGCCCACAACGAACCCUCCAUCCGUUGUGAACAGUGCGGCAAACUCUGCGUAUUAUCAACGGAAGUUGAACGGCACCUCAACUCCUAUUGUGAAUCGCGCCGGAAUAGGUAACGGACCCAUGGAAAUGGCAUCGCUUCUUCCCGCUCAUGCUAUGCCACCAACAUACGGUGAUACUUUUCCCGUACCAGCAGAAGAAGAACCAUACCAUAUCCUUGAGAUCCCCUCGAAUCAGAUCAAAUUUGGAGAUCUUUUGGGUGAGGGUCAGUUUGGCGUUGUGUACAAAGGGUUCUGGUCGGCGGGACUGAUCAGCGGCGACCCAUUACAGGUGGCCAUAAAAUCAGUGAGACCCGAUGCAACGAAUGCUGACCGUGCGAGUCUUGAGGAAGAAAUCAGAACAGUAGCAUCGUUUGAUCAUCCUCACGUGGUCAGACUGCUAGGUGUCUCCUACCUCAGCGGACGUCUGUCAGCUGUAUUCGAGUACAUGGUGAAUGGUGAUCUGCAUGAGUUCCUUCGAAUACGUGCACCUUCGCAUCCGGAUCACAAUCCUGCCGAUGACAGCACCGACUUCAUGAGUAUAGCAACUCAGAUUGCUUAUGGUAUGGAGUAUCUUGCUUCCAUGUCGUUCGUUCAUCGCGAUCUGGCUUCGAGGAAUUGCCUUGUCGGAGAUCAAAGAAUAAUUAAGAUCGCUGACUUUGGACUUAUGCGAACUUGCUACGACGGCGACUAUUACAAGAUGGUGCAUCGUACAUGGAUGCCAGUGCGAUGGAUGGCAAAAGAGGCGCUCGAACAAGGUCGAUUCAGCGAAGCAUCGGAUGUAUGGUCGUUUGGCGUGACACUUUGGGAGAUCUGGAGCUACGGUCGUCAGCCGUACGGCUCUGCAUCGAAUCAGACCGUUAUCGAACUCAUCGCUAACCGACAUCUACUAGAGUGCCCAGCGAACUGUCCCACCAACAUUUAUGGGUUGAUGAUCGAGUGUUGGAAUGCGAAUCCGGAGCGUCGUCCAUCUUUCUCGGAGAUUCACAGCCGUUUGCAGUCUUGGUCCGUUGUCAGUCCAGCUCACUCCAUCUUACAGCACAACCAACGGACGAGUGCUAGCUCCCAAAGUGGGUCUUCUGGAGCAGGAGGACGAGGGCAAUCAAACAGGGUGUCGUCGCUUACUCGCACUGCUCCGUACCAACAGCAAGCGGUACGACAACGAAGAACGGAGGAUGCGAGUCCGUUGAUGAGGAGGGACGCGAACUACGCGUACUCCGAUGAUGGCGACUCCGACUAG